Messenger RNA from Cucurbitaria berberidis CBS 394.84, 834 nucleotides. RefSeq names its product U6 snRNA-associated Sm-like protein LSm2. The coding region runs from base 101 to 397 and encodes 98 amino acids. Gene Ontology annotation, molecular function: RNA binding. The transcript has 3 exons. Gene Ontology annotation, cellular component: U6 snRNP; P-body; catalytic step 2 spliceosome. Lineage: Eukaryota; Fungi; Ascomycota; Dothideomycetes; Pleosporales; Cucurbitariaceae. Gene Ontology annotation, biological process: mRNA splicing, via spliceosome. The record is from RefSeq and is a predicted model, not a curated record.
CACGCCCAAUCCGCAUUAAAACAUUCCAGACUGCUCUUGCUGCUGCUUACCGUUGCUCAAUUGCACGUGCUGUCUCUCUGCAUCGACAUAGCCGGCGACCAUGCUCUUCUUCAGUUUCUUCAAAACGCUCGUCGAGCACGAAAUUACCGUCGAGCUCAAGAACGAGGUACAGAUCCGCGGGACGCUUAAGAGCGUGGAUCAGUACUUGAACAUCAAGCUGGAUAACGCCGAAGCUGUCGACGAGAUGCGGUGGCCACAUCUUUGCUCGACAAAAGACAUGUUUAUCCGAGGCUCCGUUGUCCGCUACGUACAUCUUCCCUCCGGUGCCGUUGAUACUGCGUUGCUCGAGGACGCAACAAGGAGAGAGGCAGAGGCUGCGAAAAAUAAGGCAAAGUGAAGCAGUUGAUCACAAGAAGACGUGUAGUCACUGUAUCGUUGCGGGCACCGUGGGAUGAAGCGCCAGGUGAUACGAAGAAAGCGGCGCACAUGCGACCAGUCGCCACCCAGGGUAGUUCGCAACAGCGAGAGGGCCGCAUGGGAAUCGCGUAGAAAGAGAAGUGGACAAACCAAGGGCUAAUUGCGCUCUUGAAUUCCCACUUGAUAACUUGCGGAUUAUACCCCCGGGAACAACAGAUUCAUGUCAUUUCAUGGUCUCAAAUCCUAUCUGAAUAUAUUCUAGUUUUUGUCUCAUAGACUUUUUGUCGGUGCAGCCACUCCAAUCUACUAAUCGCCUUUUUAUGAGAGUAAUCUACGCUUUCCUUCCUUUCAGCUGUGGCUGCCCCCCUACCCUCCACAUCACUAGCAAUUAGUAGAAUUCCGGUAAAUUGCGUCAUU